GAUCACUUAAUGAAUACGUAACGGAAAGGCGAUAGAGAAAACCGUUAUUAUGCGUGGCGCCAUCGCCAUUCUCCGAGUGAUUCCAUCUAUCAGCUUUCAAAUCCAGUUCCAUUGAUCGACGCUGGCAAUGGCACACUGGCUCAAAGCGGCUGAAGAUUUAUUUGAAGUUGUGGAUCGAAGAGCGAAAUCUGUUGUCACUGAUUUAUCAGAUGAACAAUCUAAUUUUAAUUCUCCAGGUUUCUUCGUCUCCUUCUUCCUUUUAGAUUAUUAUAUUUCCAAUAUAUGUUCUGUAAAAUCUCCCAAAAUCAUUUGCAACUUGUUACAUUUCUGGAAAUUAGCUUCUACUGGGCAAGGAUCACAUGGCAAGAGAAGGAAAUCAAAGUCCAAGGCUCAAAAGGGAAAAUCUAAAAACUCAUCUCCUACAAAUACUGAUACUACCAAAGAGAAAGGUGACACACCAGAAGCACCGGCUGAUCAUGUAGUAGAAAACGAUGGGAGUGCUUUCACUCCUACAAAUCAACCAAUCAAAGACAAUGUAGAGGCAUUUAAUGGGGAGCCCGUAAAAGAGAAUGCUCUAGAUAUGCAUAAGGAGAAUCCUUCUCCGGAUAACAAAGGAAUUGAAGGCUCCACUGAAGACAAACCCACUAAUGCUGAACAAAGAGAACUAAAUCUGUGGCCAAUGACAAAAGUUUCAAUCGUGGUGGUGACACUAUAA
Messenger RNA from Arachis stenosperma, 715 nucleotides. RefSeq lists its product as uncharacterized. Lineage: Eukaryota; Viridiplantae; Streptophyta; Magnoliopsida; Fabales; Fabaceae. The coding region runs from base 128 to 715 and encodes 195 amino acids. The transcript has 4 exons. The record is from RefSeq and is a predicted model, not a curated record.